Molecule: messenger RNA, 2244 nt
Organism: Brenthis ino (lesser marbled fritillary)
Lineage: Eukaryota; Metazoa; Arthropoda; Insecta; Lepidoptera; Nymphalidae
Source: the annotation of a GenBank genome assembly
AUGUCGGUUUUGAGUAAAGGAAUGAAAUUUGACUGUGAUCGUAAAUUUUUAACGUUCUUCAAAAAAUACCAAAGGGAUAAAAGACAGCUUUUCACUAAGAGAAGUUCAAUUUCGAGCCAGGACAAACAAGUCGCGCACAGAAAUAUUAAUCGAAAAAAGUUUAAGUAUUACACUGUCCUGUAUUGCUGUAAGUACGGUGGACAUGAAUAUGAAUCACAAUCAAAUGGAGAACGGAAACGAGGGACCAGAAAGAUGGGAUGCAAAGCAAAAGUUAGGGCUACUGUCGAUAAAACGGGCCGACAUCUCGUUAUUAGGAAGGCGGACCUGAUCCAUACAGGACACGAUGACCUCGAGGAAUACUUUGAUACGCUCCCAGAGAACAAAAGACUUUCGGACCAAACUACUCAAUAUGUUCUCGACACAAUGAAAUUCGAUCCAAAAAAGGCCAAAUUGUUCGAUUAUUUGGAAACAAAAAAAAACGUACAAUGGGAUUCAAAAGAUCUUGCAAACUUGAAGCGUCGCCAUGAACCAACUAAAAAUGGGAACGAUUACGUGGAGUUUACAAAAAUACUUAAAAAUGAAGGUGCAUCAUAUCAAACUCUGAUCGAUGAAAAGCGCGAAUUAGUAGCCAUUUUUUUUUGUACGCCAGAGAUGCGGAAAGCAAUGAGCAAGUGGUCUGAUAUCGUGUUCUGGGACAGCACGUACAGGCUCCUAAACAACAAUUUUGUGUUAUCCUUAUUCCACGUAGAAGACUCGAAUGGCUUCACUAGAACCGUCGGAGUAGGCCUGCUAGCCAACGAAGAGGCGGAAACUUUCAAAUGGCUUCUAACAUGUUUUCGUGAAGCCAACCCUGAAGCUUGUCUGAAAAUUAGGUCCAUUAUGACCGACAAGGAUCCUUCUGAGAGAGCAGCCUUGAGGGAAAUUUUUCCAGAAGUUAACCUCCUGAUUUGCAGUUUUCACGUCCAACAAAUUUUCCAUCGACAAAUAACUGUUGGAAAAAGGGGGGUAACGAGCGAGGAAAAAGAUGACCUCCUUUUAAUUUUGCGAAAACUAGUGUACAGCGAAUCGGAGGAAGAUUACGAUGAAACGUACACUGAAUUUUGUGAAGUUGCUCCAGAAGAAGUGAUCGAUUAUUAUAACACCAACUGGCAUUCGAUAAAAGACGAGUGGGUCCUGUAUCGUAUGAAUGCUCACGGAAAUUUGAAUAAUAAUACAAAUAAUAGAGCAGAAUCGACACAUGCCAAGGGUAAACAAAUAGUUCCACUACACAGCAGUCUGGUAGAGUUCGGCAAAAACAUUUUUGUUUUCUUUCGGGCACAAGCGCGUCAAAUCAAGAUCAAAAGCGGAAAACUGAUGACUACAAAAUCAGCAGAAGCUUUUACAACCGCAGAUGAAAAAAACUAUUGUGAGUUGUUAACUCCAAAAGCCUUUGCCGAAUUGCAACCAGAACUGCUGGAGUACCCUGACGUUCAAAUCAUGAGUAGCAAUGUCGCUCAAAAAGAGUGUUCUUUCGAAUUAAACGGAAGGACAAUCACGAGUUCUUUAACUAAAUGCAAAUGUCUGAAAAAUCGUUCAAUGUUUCUGCCUUGCAAACAUGUAUUUGCUACUCGUGAUUUCUUCGAGCAACCACUUUUUGAUAAAACGUUGUGUGCAGAAAGAUGGUUGAGAGGGUAUAGUGUACAAUGCGAUACUGAAAUUUCCAAACUCACACACUUCCCUAAUUGUAGCCAAUCCUCAAACGGUAGCGUCACACAAAUUAGGCAGUCGAACGAACAUGUCACACUGGAAAAACUUGCAAAGAAGUAUGACACUUCGUUCAACUUGCUGGCUCACGUAGGCAGCUUGUCUGCGAAUCAAAACUUGCAGAACAAGAGUGACUGUUUGCAUGAUGUGAUGGAUUUGUGGGCGAAAGGGAAAAAUGUGCGACUUUCAAAAAUAACAAACAAUGAAUUGAAUGUUAUUCAAUGUACAUUGAAGUUGAAGUCGACAAAUGACAAAAGGCGUCAUCUUUUUUGUAUGAAAAAAACUCCUCGAGAAAUUCAGUUGUCAGAGAAAAAAAUCAAAAUACUAAAUCGACUGCUCUCACUGUGGAAGAAGAAUGUUCCAGUUAUUGCUAAAGAGUCAGAUGGCGAUUGUAGUUUAAAUGAUAGUGCGACCUUGAAUACUAGCGAGAUUAAAGUACCGGAACCAACUUUGAUCAAAGGACGACCGAGACAAGCGUUCGAUACGUACAUUAAGUAUAAG